Messenger RNA from Terrapene triunguis (Three-toed box turtle), 2713 nucleotides. RefSeq names its product methylenetetrahydrofolate dehydrogenase (NADP+ dependent) 2, methenyltetrahydrofolate cyclohydrolase (gene MTHFD2). The coding region runs from base 36 to 1082 and encodes 348 amino acids. The transcript has 8 exons. The record is from RefSeq and is a predicted model, not a curated record. Lineage: Eukaryota; Metazoa; Chordata; Testudines; Emydidae. Gene Ontology annotation, biological process: tetrahydrofolate interconversion. Gene Ontology annotation, molecular function: methenyltetrahydrofolate cyclohydrolase activity; methylenetetrahydrofolate dehydrogenase (NAD+) activity; methylenetetrahydrofolate dehydrogenase (NADP+) activity. Gene Ontology annotation, cellular component: mitochondrion.
UGUGACCUAUGUGCCUGUCUCUCCUCAGCUGAGCCAUGGUGGUCAUCGCGCUGUCCCCGAGCCUGCUGCUCCGAGCCCUGGCCCGGGCGGGCCGAGCUCCCCGAGCCUGCUGCUGUGCCCUGAGCUCCCGUCGGCUGCACCUCACCGCGCCCAGAAAUGAUGCAGUCAUAAUUUCUGGAAGAAAGCUGGCUCAGCAGAUCAGACAGGAAGCCCGACAUGAGGUUGAACAAUGGGUAGCAGCUGGUAACAAGAGACCCCAUCUCAGUGUGGUUCUAGUUGGAGAAAAUCCUGCAAGUCACUCCUAUGUACUUAACAAAACCAAAGCAGCGGCUGAUGUAGGAAUCAGCAGUGAAACAAUCCUGAAGCCAGCCUCCAUCACUGAAGAGGAGCUGCUUGAUUUGAUUAGCAAGCUAAAUGAUGACACCAAUGUGGAUGGCCUAUUAGUGCAGCUUCCCUUACCUGAGCAUAUUGAUGAGCGAAAGAUCUGCAAUGCUGUGAUCCCAGAAAAAGAUGUUGAUGGCUUUCACGUGGUGAAUGUGGGGCGCAUGUGUCUGGACCAAUAUUCAAUGCUGCCAGCUACACCUUGGGGUGUGUGGGAAAUCAUCAAGAGAACUGGAAUCCCAACCCUGGGGAAGAAUGUAGUAGUGGCUGGCAGAUCAAAGAACGUUGGAAUGCCCAUUGCAAUGUUGCUGCAUACCGAUGGCAGACAUGAGCGCCCUGGAGGUGAUGCAACAGUAACAAUAUCACAUCGCUACACUCCUAAGGAACAGCUCAAGCAACACACGAUUUUGGCUGAUAUUGUGGUAGCAGCUGCAGGUAUUCCUAAUCUGAUCACAGCUGAUAUGAUUAAAGAAGGAGCAGCAGUUAUUGAUGUUGGGAUAAACAGAGUGCAAGAUCCUGUUACUGCAAAGUCAAAACUAGUUGGAGAUGUGGAUUUUGAAGGAGUAAAGAAGAAAGCCAGUUACAUCACUCCAGUCCCUGGGGGAGUUGGGCCCAUGACAGUUGCUAUGCUGAUGAAGAAUACAAUUAUUGCGGCAAAGAAAAUGCUGAAAUCUAAAGAGCUUGAAGCCUUAACUGUUUAAUGGUGGACUUAUAACUUUCAAAAUCACAUUCCAAAUCAACUCCCAAAACCAGGCCGAUAGAAAUGCAAUAUUUUUAUUUAUUGUAUAGAAGUUAAUUCAAUGAUACUUUGAAGUCACUAGAUAUUUAUUUAAAGCAUAAGUAUACAAUCAUUUGUAUACAAAUGCUUUAAGCAUCUAAAUACCUGGGUCACUCCAUCUGUUUAGUUUCUAAUGAUUCCCAGUGAAGUUGGGUUUCUUUAAUAUUUAAACUAGUUACAUUCUGAGAGGUCUAAAACUUGCAGGAUGGAGAAAAUCAGCUGCAAGUGAUUUUGAUGUUAUGACAGUGUCACUUAUACAGGAAUUUAUAGUACACAGGAUAUGUGAAGCUAGCAAGUUGGAAAGAAUAUCAUUCUACAGUGAAAGAAUAAUAAUCUUCAAGGUAAAGUGCUUUCAUAGAUCCUGAAAUUUGACCACAUUUACAGGGUUGUUUGCUAGCAUUGUUGGACACUAGCUCAAACACCUGAUCUACUAUUUUGCACCCCCUAAAGUUAUUUUUCUACUAAAAAAAGUUACACAGGUUUUAAAAACAGACUUAACAGCUUUUCCAUGUAAGUCUCUAACUACUUGUUCAAAUCUAGGUAGCAUUGAAUCCUGCUAAGACAUCUUAUCAGCACAAACAGGUUGAAAGCUAAACAGUUCUCCCAGCUAUUGGUAUGUAGCUAGACCAAUAUUCAGUACUGAGGCACAAUGCGACUAUUUUUCUUUAGCCAAAGAACAGAGGUGGCUGUUGGCUCUGCAUUGGAUGUGAUAUUUUCCACUACAGUGUGAGACCUCAAAAUGCUUAGUGAAUAACCCAGGCUAACUUUGAUUAAAAAAUUAUUGAAAAAAUAAUUGCUUGGUCUCAGAAUCAUUAGGAUGGGUGAGUAACAGCCCAGAUGUUACGUUCUUGAACAUAUAGCCUGCCAGUUAAAUUGCUGCAGGGCAUUCGAUCUGUAUAUAGUUGCCUUGGAUAACUUCUGGUCUGGUAUUACUCAAAAGCUACUUUUAAACUCACUACUGUUUUGGUGUAUCACCUUCCUAAAAAGAGCUGGGAUAGCUUUUUUCCACACAGCUAAAUCACUUGACUUUGUUUCUGGUCAGAGACAGCCAUUACACCAAAUGGUUUGGUUGUCUGUUCUGGACCAGUCACUUGAUUGCAAUUACUCAACUCACUUCCACUUUUGUCAAAGAAGCAGACUGCUUUGUGUGGUAUGCAUUCAGAUUUUUUUUAAGGAGAUAGCUUCCAACUUUGUUUCAAAGUACAGGGUCAGCUGUAGUUGGAGCUGCUGCAGCAGAAGUGAAUUGUAGUUUAAAUUCAUUUCUGCUGCUUAUCUCUGAGUGUUGCACCAAAAUUUGCAGACUAGCUUCUUUAAUGCUAUCAGUACAAAAGGGAAUUUUAACGUUUCUUACCAUCUAUAGUGGACUGCAGCUUCAUAUUAAGUAGGAUGAAGAAGAUUGGAUUUACAUUUCUUUCUAGACACUUUCCUCUACAGCAAGUCAUGUGUUUCUUCUGAAGGCAAAGCCUCAAGUGUCCUGGAAAGUAGUUUGAAACACAACCCGCUCUUGCUGCCAAAUCUCUAAGAGGAAGAGAGACCUUCAUUGUGAGCAAAAAA